AUGACACGAUCGUACUUAUCCCGCUUCUCUCACGUACUUAGGGUUUCCAUUGAUAUCAUUUGUCACACAAAGAGAUCAAUUCUGUACCUCACUUCCGAAUACAGUCAAAUCGUCUUGUGGCAUGCGCCUGUAGUGAUUACGCUCGGUCAUAUGUCGAGCUACUGUCGUGAACACGUUGAUUCUCUCCUGUGCCGUUUCCUCCGGCGGAAUAUGCUCUCUAUGGCGAUCCUGUCUUCUAUGUUUUCAGAAACUGCAAAAAGGCUUAGGCGUGUUGGACUCGCAGAUUCAACAGAAAUCCUUUGGGGACCCUCGCCUUCAUUUGUUGGUUGCAAUACUGCGAAUCACAUCUUUAAGGACAAAGAAUGGUGCACUUUCCACUCUCAUCUGCUGGAUGGUGUAACCUACACAGCUUCUUCUGCACCUAACACCUCUGGUUGGAAGCGCAUUAAUGCUUCUGGUGCAUUUAUGUUUGAUUAG
Molecule: messenger RNA, 477 nt
Organism: Phycomyces blakesleeanus NRRL 1555(-)
Lineage: Eukaryota; Fungi; Mucoromycota; Mucoromycetes; Mucorales; Phycomycetaceae
Exons: 4
Coding region: 1-477 (158 amino acids)
Source: RefSeq, a predicted model, not a curated record